Messenger RNA from Rotaria sp. Silwood1, 2475 nucleotides. The record is from the annotation of a GenBank genome assembly. Lineage: Eukaryota; Metazoa; Rotifera; Eurotatoria; Philodinida; Philodinidae.
AUGGGCGAUAGGAGAAAACUACACGGAGAAAUUGAACGUUGCCUUAAAAAAGUAACGGAAGGUGUGGAUACAUUUGAUGAUAUUUGGCAAAAGGUUCAUUCAGCACCAAAUCAUAAUCAAAAAGAUCGAUAUGAACAAGAAUUAAAAAAAGAAAUAAAAAAAUUACAACGUUUACGUGAUCAAAUUAAAGUAUGGAUGUCAUCAACAGAAAUCAAAGACAAAAAACAAUUACAAGAAGCAAGAAAAAAUAUCGAACAAAAAAUGGAAAAAUUUAAAAUUGUUGAACGAGAAACUAAAACAAAAGCUUAUAGUAAAGAAGGUUUAGGUGCAGGACAAAAACUUGAUCCACAAGAAAAAGAAAAAGAAGAAUGUACUCAAUGGAUAACGGAAUCCAUACAUGAAUUGAAUAUUCAAAUUGAUAAAUUUGAAGCAGACAUUGAAACAGUAUCUGCAUCAUUAAAGAAGAAAAAAUCUGACAAGGAUAAAUUAGAACGUCUUGAGGAAACAAAACAUUCAAUUGAAAGACAUAAAUUUCAUAUUGAAUCACUUGAAAAAAUUCUACGUGCUAUUGAUAAUGAUGCACUUGAUCUUAAACCAAUACAUAAUUUACGUGCCGAUAUUGAAUAUUAUAUAGAAUCAAAUCAAGAAUCAGAUUUUAAAGAAAAUGAAUUAAUGUAUGAAGAAAUUGAUAUGGAUAAUUUAACAACAAUAAUGGCACCAGUUAUAGCUGUACCAAUAACACAAUCUCAUCCUUCAUCAUUAUCAAAUGGUAAUAGUAAUAGUUUAAAUUCAAAUACAUCAACACUAAUCGAUCUAAGUACACCAACAUUAAAUUUACAUUCACAUUCAUCAACAAAUAAUAUAUCUGAACGUACAACAACAUUUUUUACAAAUUCAAAUCAUGGUGAUAAUGAAUCAGCUAUAAGUUUAACAACACCAUCAUCAACACAACCAAGUUCACCAACUGCUAGUCCAGCUAUAUCAACAACUGAUGAUAGAAAACGAAAUAAAUCAGAAUCUGAAGAUAAUCAAACACAACGGAAUCGAACGAAUUCAGGUGCCAAUAGUUCAACAACAAAUGUUAUUCAUGGAUCUUCACCAAAAAAUCCAAUAUUACAUCAACAAUCUUCAAUAACAAAAACACCAACAUCUGUAUUAUCGGCAAGUGUACCCACACAUUUCACAUAUCCAACGACAACAACAACUCAACCUGUUUUACAAUAUUCAACAAUUGUUUCACAAAAUACAAUACCAUCAACACCAACAAGUAGUAGUUCAGCAUCUAAACAACAAAAUAUUUUUUCACCACAAACAAAACAAAUGUCAAGACAAACAUCAAUAAAUAAUAAUGAUUCAACAGUAACUACAACUUCAAGUCAAUCAAUACCAUCAUCAUCAACGACAACAACAAUAUCAAAUAGUUCUCAUCCACCUUCAUUAGUAACAAAUAAUGAUCGUACUGGUUUAUUGAAUCAACAGAUUCUUAAUAAUAUAUCACAAAUAAAUCCAUCAUCUUCAACAACAUCGUCAUCAACAAUAACAUUAGCUAAUGGUACAAUAAUUCCAUCAUCAUUAUAUUCAGGUUCAGGACCAACAUUAUCAGCUUCAAACAUUCCUCUUGACUUAUUAUCAACAACUAAUAUUGAUUCAACAAUUAACUCUCAACAAUCUUCAUUACUUUCUCGUACAAUAUCCGAUAAUGAUCGUUCAACGAAUCCACCAUCAACAUCAUUAAUGACUAAUGGUUCGUCAGAUGGACAUUCAUUACUUGAUACAAAUACUUUUCCAAAUCUAUCAACAAUCAAUACAGGACUAUCAUCAUCAUCAUCAACAACAACAACAACCACAUCAGCAGUACCCAUAACAACAUCAUCAUCAUUUCUAACAAAUAAUAAUUCAAAUGAUUUAACAUCAACAAAUAAUAGUGUUAUUGGUCAUUUACCAGAUCAUCAUACAUUUCGAUAUUUAGCAUCACCAUCAAAUCAACAAUCUAUUCAAACAAAUCGUGUUCCAUUAACACCAGCAGAAUUACGAAUGCUUAAUAGAUUAAAUUCAGCUUAUGCAAAAUUACCAUCAUUAUUAGAAUCUGAACGACAAAGAACAAAUGCGAAUCGUAUUUAUGGACGAAGUCCACUUGGACAUUCGCAAAUGAUUCCAUAUUAUCCUCAAACACCACCAGCAGGUUCUGAUACACCAGAAUUUUAUUAUCGUUUAGCACCAGAUACAUUAUUCUUUGUUUUUUAUUAUAUGGAAGGAAGUCGUGCACAAUAUUUAGCUGCUAAAGCAUUAAAACGACAAUCAUGGCGUUUUCAUACAAAACAUAUGAUGUGGUUUCAACGACAUGAAGAACCAAAAACAAUAACAGAUGAUUAUGAACAAGGUACAUAUAUAUUUUUUGAUUAUGAACGAUGGCAAACACGUAAACGAGACAAUUUUAUAUUUGAAUAUAAAUUUUUGGAAGAUCGCGAAUUUUAA